GCCGGGAAAGGAGCCGGUUGCUAGGGGAGUGAGCGAGGAAGGGAGGGAUCUGAACACGGAAGUGGUGGCGGCGCCUGGGGAGCAGGCGGAGGCGUUGACCGAGACGAAUGGGAAGGAAGCCGGGCUCCGAGGGUGGGGGGGUUGCAGAAACGACCUACUAGAGGUGCUGGAGUGGCUGGGCUUCCCUUCUCCGAUUCCGCGAGCGUCGGGAGUGAUGGCGAUGGUGAUGGCGGCAGUUACUCGGACAGCACCAGUAAAGCUGCGCUCUGGGAGAUACAUUCAGAAGGUUCCAAGAAGAAACUUCCUGCCAGAAAAACUGGAAAAGCAGUAUUUAUAAUACUGGAAUUUGUGUCUAACUUGUUAAAAUGGCAGAAAAUAGUGAAAGUACUAGUAAAAAUGUAGACGUAAGGCCCAAAACUAGUCGGAGUAGAAGUGCUGACAGAAAGGACGGUUAUGUAUGGAGUGGGAAAAAGCUGUCUUGGUCAAAAAAGAGUGAGAGUUGUCCAGAUGCUGAAACAGUGAAUGCUAUAGAAAAAAUUGAAGUUCCUUUAAGGAGUCAAGAAAGGAAGCACAGCUGUUCAUCCAUUGAACUGGACUUAGAUCAUUCCUGUGGGCAUAGGUUUUUAGGCCGAUCUCUUAAACAGAAACUACAAGAUGCUGUGGGGCAGUGUUUUCCAAUAAAGAAUUGUAGCAGUCGGCACUCUUCAGGGCUUCCAUCUAAAAGAAAAAUUCAUAUCAGUGAACUCAUGUUAGAUAAGUGUCCUUUCCCACCUCGAUCAGAUUUAGCUUUUAGGUGGCAUUUUAUUAAAAGACACACAGCUCCCAUAAAUCCCAAAUCAGAUGAAUGGGUAAACGCAGAUUUGUCUCAGAGUGAAUUGAGGGAUGGUCAGCUAAAACGAAGAAAUGUGGAAGAGGAUAUAAACUGUUUCUCACAUACCAGUGUUCAGCCUUGUGUCAUAACCACCAACGAUGCUUCAUGUAGAACUGGUCCUGUGACUGGCUCUGUGAUGAACCUGAUUUCAAAUAACAGUAUAGAAGAUAGUGAUAUGGAUUCAGAUGAUGAAAUUAUAACCCUUUGCACAAGUUCCAGAAAAAGAAAUAAGCCCAAAUGGGAAAUGGAUGAUGAAAUCCUGCAGCUGGAAACACCUCCUAAAUACCACACUCAGAUCGAUUAUGUACACUGUCUUGUACCAGACCUCCUUCAGAUCAAUAACAACCCAUGUUACUGGGGAGUUAUGGAUAAAUAUGCAGCUGAAGCUCUACUAGAAGGAAAACCAGAGGGUACCUUCCUACUUCGAGACUCCGCACAGGAGGACUAUUUAUUCUCUGUUAGUUUUAGACGCUAUAGUCGUUCUCUUCAUGCUAGAAUUGAACAGUGGAAUCACAACUUUAGCUUUGAUGCACAUGAUCCUUGUGUCUUCCAUUCUCCUGAUAUUACUGGGCUCCUAGAGCAUUAUAAGGACCCUAGUGCCUGUAUGUUCUUUGAACCACUUUUAUCCACUCCUUUAAUUCGAACUUUCCCUUUUUCACUGCAGCAUAUAUGCAGAACAGUUAUUUGUAACUGUACAACUUAUGAUGGCAUUGAUGCUCUUCCAAUUCCUCCUUCUAUGAAAUUAUAUCUGAAGGAAUAUCAUUACAAAUCAAAAGUUAGAGUACUCAGAAUUGAUGCACCAGAACAACAGUGCUAAUAAAGGAAUAGAAAUGUGGAAACAAUUAUAUACAUAUUUUCAUUUAAUAUUUUAUUUUUCUUAUUAUACAACUUUGGAUUUUUCUAUAAAGGCAGUUUGAGUCCAAAACAAACAUAUGCCCUAAAUUUUACAUGCAGAUCAGUUUAUUUUUCUUAUGAUAACACUAAUUGUUUAAGGUUAUACACCAGAGGUUAAUAGAUAUUUUUAAUCAAGUAUUUUGUUUUUGUUUUUACCAUGUAGGUUAUAUACUUAUAUUUUUUCCUUUCUUUUAUUUAUCAUCCAGGUACAUUUUAAUUGGGUAGGCAUUGCACAUGUAUUUGAAUAUUCUGUAUUUCAUGCUUUUCUUUCAAAAUACUCUUAUACCCUUUUCUACAUGUAAAAUAUUUUAAUCUAUGCUGUCAGUAUUCCUAUACAUAAAAUACAGUUUCCCUAAGCCCCCCCCUUUGUAUUGAGUUGAUUUUAAAUUCUUCAGUAAAGUUGAGUGUUAUAAUUCAUCAUCCAUACUUAUGUAAUUGACUUUUGUGAAUUAUUGAUAGUGUUGUUAAAGAUAACAAAUGAUUUAAAGUUAAACAUGAUGUGUUUUCAUUUUAAAUAUUAACUAUUUUAGCAGGAUUACUGAAUUUGGUUAAUCUUAUCCAUGAGAAUCAGAUGAGAAUAUUCUGGGCACAUUUAUUCUACAGUGUGACAUGGUCAUUUGUUAUUUCUCAAUAAGCCUUUCUCUCAACCUGGAGGAGUUAAUCUUCAAAACAUGCAUUUUUGUUUCAUUCUCAAUGGAAGCUUUAAAAAUAAUGACUUCACUAUUAGUAGCCAGUAGUUACUGAAGUGCCGAAGUAACUGGUUUUUUCUGUAUUAACUUAUGAACUAUUGUUUCUUCUCAGUCCUUUUGUAGAAAUUCUGAGUCUAUUACUUUGGAGAAAUUCUAUAGUUUAUAAGUAGCCACAAAUAUCCACAAUUAACCAAAGAGUACUUAAGUAGCUUUUUCAUUAUUUUAAGUUGAAGUUGAGUGACAAUUCAAGAAAUAAACCUUGUGUUCAGUGUUCAAGAAGCUUAAUUCUGUUUUUGAUCCUCAAUUUGCAAGUUCUUAUUCCCAUCUUCAGAAUUAACUUAGGUCUUCAGUAUGGCUUCAGAAAAAAAAAAUAAAGAGAAGAAGGCCUCUGGACAACUACAUGACUUAUGUCAUACCGAAUGGUAUUGGGCAAAAGGUAAUACUUUAAAUUUAUGAUCCCAAGAAUAGAAAAGCAUUUUUGGAAACCUCGUUAGUCCAGUAAUAAAGAUAAAUCAAGUGUUAUCCUGUCUAACUCUUUGUUAAAUGAAUCAAUGAAUAAUAAAUCUAGACAGAUUGCCUGA
Messenger RNA from Tupaia belangeri chinensis (Chinese tree shrew), 3035 nucleotides. RefSeq names its product suppressor of cytokine signaling 4 (gene SOCS4). Gene Ontology annotation, cellular component: phosphatidylinositol 3-kinase complex. Gene Ontology annotation, molecular function: 1-phosphatidylinositol-3-kinase regulator activity. NCBI's taxonomy places the organism in Eukaryota, Metazoa, Chordata, Mammalia, Scandentia, Tupaiidae. The record is from RefSeq and is a predicted model, not a curated record. The transcript is spliced from 2 exons. Bases 366 to 1688 code for a protein of 440 amino acids. Gene Ontology annotation, biological process: positive regulation of proteasomal ubiquitin-dependent protein catabolic process; negative regulation of epidermal growth factor-activated receptor activity; phosphatidylinositol phosphate biosynthetic process.